Molecule: messenger RNA, 760 nt
Organism: Cantharellus anzutake
Lineage: Eukaryota; Fungi; Basidiomycota; Agaricomycetes; Cantharellales; Hydnaceae
Exons: 5
Coding region: 356-568 (70 amino acids)
Source: RefSeq, a predicted model, not a curated record
ACUCGUACCAUGGACUCCUAGUGGAACCCUUCCUACCAGAAGCUGCUGAAAUUCUGAUGGCUCCAAUUGACCCUCUUGACAUUGAAAUGAAACCAGACAGCCUCAUUUACCUUUUUGAAAUUAAAUGUCAAAUAAACUCUUCGGUCCCGGAGGUUGGGGUCUGACGUCGGCCCAAAGGUGGUCAGUCGCGAAUAUGCUCUUUUGUGCUCAAGAAGCGGUUGCGCGAGGCGAGCAAGAAUAAUGGCGUUCCCGCCGCCAUAGAGGCUUACAAGAGCAACACACUUAUGCGCCGUUGCAAAGAUCUAGGGUGGCGAGCAAACUUUGGUGAAUGGUCCACUCAUGACCAAAAUUGCGGAUGUGUGGAAGUUUUUGUGGAGCAUGGCCCGACAAAGCGGAACCAGGGAUGCGGAUAACAUUCUUUGGAGUCGCAUCGAUUAUUUGGACGUCACUGACAUCACAACUCGAUGGGUUAUUUAGAAGGCACCAGCCCAGUCAUUUCGGCUUGACGGUCCGAUUCUUCAAAAUCGGGGCUCUUUCGCGGGUGGAAAGCGUGCCACUUUACCAUUAGUCUGGCAGCUAACUGCUCCCUGGCCGGGCCAUGGAGCCCCCCGGGGGGUUGAUGAGUUGCUCUCUUCCUGUGUUCUGCUUCAUAUUCGCGAAUACGAUUAACAAAAGUAUCCCUGACCAACAAAAGUAGUGCUGUCUUCCUUGCUAAAUACGCAAUGGUAUCUACCGUAAAUUUCACCUACCUAAAUUUGGU